AUGGAGAGAAGACACAAGAAGAAUGGCAGGGCACUCACCAGGCAAGUACAGCUUCUCUUAAUAUUCUUGCCCUCCUGCUGGGCUGCUUCAGAGCAGAUUCAUUAUUCAGUUCCUGAGGAAAUGGCUAAGGGUUCAGUUGUGGGGAAUAUUGCCAAGGAUUUGGGACUAAAUGCCAAAGAACUAGGGAAACGCAACAUGCAUGCUGUCUCAGUGGAUGAAAUGAAAUAUUUCACUAUGAAUGCAGAGAAUGGAAACCUCUAUGUAAAUGACAGGAUAGACAGGGAGGGAAUAUGUGGCAAAAAUCCGCUUUGCUUUAUUAAUUUUGAGAUGGUAAUUGAAAGCCCCUUGAAUAUUUUCCACAUAACAAUAGCAAUCCAGGACAUUAAUGAUAAUGCACCACAGUUUUUCAAUGGAAAAAUCAACUUGGAGACAAGUGAACUUACUGUACCAGGCACACGAUUUCUCCUCGGAGAAGCUGAAGAUCCUGACAUUGGGACAAAUUCUCUUCAGAAUUACCAUCUCAGCCCCAAUCCAUAUUUCAGCCUUGAUGUUAAAGAGAGUCAGGAUGGAAAUAAAUUUGCAGACUUGGUGCUUCAGAAACCACUAGAUCGGGAAAGUGAACAGACCAUUCACUUGAUCCUCACAGCCUUGGAUGGGGGUGAACCUAGGAAGACUGGAACUGCCCAGAUAUGGAUUAAUGUCACAGAUGCCAAUGACAACCCACCUAUCUUCACCCAAGAGGUUUACAAGGUCAGUCUGAAGGAAAAUGCUCCUGUUGGCUCCCUUGUGCUCCAGAUUUUAGCCUCUGAUAAAGAUGAAGGUACAAAUGCCAAAAUCAGUUACCAUUUCAGCAACAUCCAAAAAAGUGCUCAGGGGAAAUUCAACUUGCAUUCUAGUAAUGGCACAAUCACUCUUAUGAGCCCAUUAGACUUUGAGGAAACCAGAGAAUAUACUAUGACAGUUGCGGCAAAAGAUGGAGGUGGAUUAGUAACACACUGUAAAGUAGAAAUACAGAUUAUUGAUGAGAAUGACAAUUUCCCAGAGGUAACUCUGGUUUCCUUAUUUAGUCCAGUCCCAGAAGAUUCUGUGUCUGGAACCUUAAUUGCUCUGAUCAAUGUAAAAGACAAAGACACUGGUGAGAAUGGAAAGGUUAGUUGUUAUUUGAAAAACGAUCAGCCCUUCAAGAUUGUUCCCUCGUCUAACAAUUACUUCAAACUCCUGACAGACAGCCCUUUGGACAGAGAAAAAACUCCUGCAUAUAAUAUUACAAUCACAGCCACUGACAAUGGAACUCCCCCACUGAACACCCAUAAAGUCAUCUUACUACAGAUAUCUGAUAUCAAUGAUAAUGCCCCUUCCUUUGAGAAAUCUUUCUAUGCUAUCUAUGUGCCAGAAAACAAUCCUUCAGGUGCCUCCAUUUUCACCAUCAAAGCCUCUGAUCCCGAUGUGGACCAGAACUCACGGAUCACAUACUCCAUCCUCAACAGCAACAUUGAGGAGCUUCCCAUCUCCUCCUAUAUCUCCAUUAAUUCAGAGACUGGCACCAUCUAUGCCCAGAGAUCCUUUGACUAUGAACAAUUCAGAGAGUUCCGGCUGCAAGUGAAGGCCCAAGAUGGGGGUUCUCCCCCUCUCAGCAGCAAUGUGACUAUCAGGGUGCUUGUUCUUGACAGGAAUGAUAACAGCCCUCGUAUCCUGUCCCCCUCACAAGAAGCCAAGGGCUCAGCCUUGUUUGAGAUGGUGCCUCGUUCGGCCGAGGCAGAUUAUCUUGUCACCAAGGUGGUGGCCGUGGAUGCAGAUUCUGGACACAACGCCUGGCUCUCCUACCACCUGACUCAGGCCACUGAGCCGGCACUCUUCACGGUUGGUUCUCAUACUGGAGAGAUCAGGACAGCCAGGGCCUUUGUGGAGAGAGACGCUGUGAAACAGAGACUGGUCAUUAUGGUGAAGGAUAACGGGCAGCCGUCUCUCUCGGCCACCAUGACUCUGAACCUGGUGUUUGCUGAGAACUUUCAGGAGGCCCUUCCGGAAAUGAAGAGCCAACCCAGCAGCUCGGAGUAUCAGUCUGACCUGCAGUUCUACUUGGUGCUGGCCUUAGCUGUGAUCUCCUUCUUGUUCCUCUUGACUGUGAUUCUGGCCAUUACAAUGAAGCUCCGUCAGUCAGGGCAUCCCAGGUUCCUACAGUGCUUUGGUCCUGUUCCCCAUUCCAAGAAUGGUGCCAUCUUCCCACCCAACUUUGAAGAUGGGACUUUGCCCUAUUCCUACCAGCUGUGUCUGUCUUCUGAGACCAGGAAGAAUGAGUUUGCCUUCCUGACACCCAAUGUUCAGAUGGUAGACAAUAUUGUUAGCAGUGAGAAACCUAGUGUUCCUUUUACAGGCAAUGAAGGAAACAAUUUACAUCCUGAGAUGGUGAAUAUUGACAAGGUAAAAAAUAUUUUCAUUGCACAUCUCAUAAACAUUUUUAUUGUAUUGUGCAUAUUUAUGCAUAUAUGGGCCCCUCUGACUUAAGUGGGCCUUUUUGCAGUCACUUACUGAGAUUUCAGUCUGACAUAUCUGUGACUCAAGUCUCAUCUGUCAGCAAUUAUGAACACUUUCCUGAAAAAUAGGCACACCUAACACUGUGUUAUGUCUCUUUUAUAUCAUGAAAACUUACCACUUACUUUGUGGCUUUCAACUUUUCACUAGCCUUCACCUUUUUUGUUAGUAAAGUGCAAUGUGUCUCAAGUAGUUAUGAAAUUCUGUAGUUUGGCAAGUUCUUUUUAAUAAGAGAAAAACUCAUGUGUUGCAUUUUCCCCCUUUAAGAUGUGUUCAGUGAUUUUCAGGUUUCUUCUGUACUCCGUGUUUCAAUCUCUGAUUUAGAGUUCUUUAUUCCUUUCUGUAGAAAGACAAUGACUCUUCUCCUUUCUAAAAAUUCUAUAUGGUGUUUCCUGCUUGGCAGGGGGUUGGACUCGAUGGCCCUUGUGGUCUCUUCCAACUCUAUGAUUCUAUGAUUCUAUGAUUCUAAAACCACAAGCUUAAAUAGUGUUGUUUCCCCCUUCCAGCCUAUUUACAUAUUAAGCCUCCUCUACUUCCUCUCUCUCCAUCCUCACUGCUUUCCAGAACUUUGAAGUUGUGUCACUCACAGCCCUGAUAUUACUUCUCUCCCACUUUGCUGUUUUGUGUUCCUUCCUCGCUAUGGUAAAGGUUACCAACUGCUUUUCUCAGUAGACUGCUGAGAAUCCCAGUAAUAAGGCUGUUGGUAACCUUGCUGGCUAUACAGUGGUGAGGGUAUAGCCAGCAGUCCCAGCACCAGGCCACAUUUAACCGUUGCCACGGACAAUCCAAUUAUUUUUUUAAAAUGUUGACAAUGUGUAAACCAAGAAAAUCUUUAAUAAAAAUACAUUUUAAAAAAAUGUUGACAGUGACCCAUUUGCAAUAUCUCAGUGAACCAUUUGUAAUAUUAAACCUCCAUCUGGAAGCACCCCAAGGCUCCAAUUCUGUACAUACCCUCCCAGGAGUAAGUCCCUCGGGUUAACUCCAGGUAAACAUUCAUUUGGAUCAUGCUGUUAAUGAUGUUAAAACUAUGAAGAGGACACAUAAAAUGGCCUUUGAACGAUUGUUCUAACUAUAGAUGUUCAAAUGGAACAGUCCAGGUUGCAAUACAAUUCAACAUGUUAAUAUUCCCUUCUAGUCAAAGAAAGCUACAAUGCAUGCUUUCUCAGAUGCAUGCUCCAAACUCCCUUAGGCUGUAAACCUUUUGCUUAUCAAUAUUUUUAUGCUUAGAGACUUUUUGCAGAUGUCCUCCGGCACUCAUUGGUGAAACUGAUGUCUUGUGUUAUACUAUUUACGAACAAUUUGCAAACAUUCUUAAAUUUAGUGGUUAGUUGGAUAUGUUUCAGAGUCAGAUGCCUUUAGAGCUCAUGCAUUCAGAAGACAUUCAGAAGUUCUUCCCUUGGUGCAUUAGACUAGAACGGACAAAUGAAGGUUGAAAUAAAUUGCAGUUCCUCUCUUGCUGCUUCCUUUAUCAUGUGAUGCCACCUGGAGACCAAUGCAUAGAUGAGAGUGCUUUGACGAAGCAUGUGAUCUGCAUAGAAUUGUUGUUGAUACACCAUCAGGGUACAUGGUACUCUACAGAGGUGCCCAAUAUCUGCGAAACCACUUUCUUCCAUAUCAGUCUGCCCAUGCUUUAGCAGAUGAGGCCCUCUUGGUGGUCUCUAAACAGGAUGGUGCAAGUUCCAGGGGAGGGCAGUGUCAGUGGUGGCUCCUCACAUAUGAAACUCCCUCCCUUCUAAGGUGCAUCUAGUCCCAUAUUUAUAUAAUUUUAGGUGGCUAGUUAAGGCAAACUUUUUUCAGGUGAUGUUUGGAGAAGGAGAGACUUGAUUAGAAAAAAAGUGUUUAGUUUGCUGUUGCUGUUGCUAUUAGGAAAUUGCUAUUUAGUUGAAUUGUUAUGAGUUGCUGUGUUUUCCAUUUAAAAAUUUGUGCUAGUCUAUGGAUUUUAUAUAUUGAUUGUAUUUUAUUUUAUUUGAUCUGAUUGUAAACCUGUGGCUUGAAGAGUAGUGUAUAAAUCAAGUAGAUAAAUAAGCAAGAAAUAGACAAAUCUCUUCCUCCAAGGAGCAAGUCGUCUGACGUGCACAAGGGGUGGGGAAUGGAAUGAUUAAAGAUGAAUGGUAAUAAACACAUUUUUACAUGUGCUUAAUUACCAUGUUACUCUAUCAAACUUUUGAAUCCACGAAUAUGUAUCCAUGCAUAGUUUCUGGAGCCUGGAAAGUAAGUGCCUUAAAAUGUGAAUUAUAACAAAAUUCUGUACCUGUCAUCUUGUAUAGUCAUAUAAUUUUAUCAUUUAUAUUCACACUUCUGUGAUCACACAUAUGCAAGUUUCAACAUUGUACUGAGGUGUUCAUUUCUGGAGUGAUCCAGCUCUCUGUUUGUUCAAACUGAAGGUAGGACAUAGAGGCUUCCAUGGAUCUUUGCCAGGAGCAAUAUUAUCUGGGGACCACAUCUGUAUGAGGACAGCACUAUGGGCAUGUCAAGUGUCAAGAUGCAUGGUGUGGUUAAAGGAGGGUCUUUUCUAGAGCAUUCAGCACUGCAAACACCAUCUGGCACAGACACUCGGAAUGCUUACUGACAGUCAGUUUGCCUGGGCCAGGAAGAGCAACCUGCAAGGAUAGAGUGACUGAUGAAUGAGAUGGGCGGGCAAGGUGGGUCUCCAAAGCUCAUACAAAAACAAGUUUUGUAUAUGUAGAGGUCUCAGACUGUGAAUCCAACUAGAGUCCAAUUCUCAUGGCACACUCACUCCCAUGAAUCAGGUGGCAAUGGUUAUGAUCUGGUGCUGAGGUCUUUCUGCUGCUUUCAGUAUUUUAAAUGAAGUUACAUAACUAUUUCAGCUAUGUUCCUAGAACUGUGCAGCUAGAAUAUAAAUGUUAAUAGUAUUGCAGUUUUGUCAGCCUGGAUAGCUCAGUUGGUUAGAGUAUGAUGCUGAUGAUGCCAAGGCUGUAGGUUCUAUUCCUGUAUGGGACAGCUGCAUAUUCCUGCAUUGCAGGGGAUUGGACUAUACAAUCCUCAGGGUCCCUUCCAACUCUACAAUUCUACGUCACAACAGUAUUUGAGGAUACACUGACAAACAGUUCAAACUUUGGCCAAACUGUUAUUUAGCACUCAUUCAUGCCAUUAUGUAUUCACCUUAAACCCAGGCCAACAUUUUAGUGACAAAUGAUGACAAAGUUAACUAUUUUUAAAGGUCUCUGUUUUAUUCCUCUCUCUGUAUUUUGUACCCUGUAAGUGGCAUGCAUAAAAUGAAUUAGAAAAAUAACCACCAGUGCGGUUUUACAAGUGUUUGUGCAAGCGUUUAGAGAAGAGUUUGGAGUAAGUAGCAAGGACUUUUUUAGUCCUCUGUUGUAAGUGGUCCCAGGGGACCUGGGAUUCUGCAGACCUUCGCCUUUGAGCAGAGGAGGUUAUCUAACAGCAGAGAGGAAGCUCCACUGGAGAGGUCAUUCCUUGACCAGUGACAGAACACUCCGUUGCCAUGGCUGUAUUGCAGGCAGUGCUCUAUGGGUGGAAGAGGCAAGAAGGGGGUGCUCUAGGGAGGCUUUAGAGUCCCUUGUUUCCCAGACCUACUCAAGGAUGGAAUAGGUGGGAAACUACACCAGCCCUGGAGUUAUUUUCCUUCCCUGUGGAACCAUAUUUUUUUUACAAGAAAGAAAAUGGGGAAAGUAAAAAAAGCCACCUUCUAUCUUGUGCCCUAUUCAUCACUUGGUUCCUCUGCUACAAUUAUCUCUGCCAUCCAUCCUGCCUGUCCAACCUCCAUAGGAUUGCUCUGUUAGUUGCUCACAUUUUCAUUAAAAAUAGUAAUAUCGCUGAAUUUUAUUAAAUGUAUUGUUUUACAGAGGAGGGCUGGACAUAGAAGUUGCAUUAAUUGGCUACAAAAUGUUGUUGAGUGCUAACAAUCUCUUCCAUCAGUUAUCUGUGGAAGUACAGAGGGAAGAUGGAAAAUUUGAGGGAUGGGGAGGUUGUUGCAUCUCUAAAGCACUUGAAAUAUAUUUCCAUUUCCUGCUACUGUAAAAGCAAAACACCAGAAAGUAGUUACAAACCAAGAAAACCUUCUCAUACUGCAUUUGAAAAUAGAUUGCUCUUGUAUUCUACAUCUAAGCACUAGAGGAAGGGGGGGAAGCAGCACAUGAAGUUCUCCAUCUCAGACUCAGAGUGUCGCUGUUGGCUAAUGUGCUGCAUCUCAUGGUGCUUCAUGGAAUCUGCUAAGCGAUGCUUCCUGCAGUGCCAUUGUUCAGCCACAGACUGCAGAACUGGGAGAUAGUAGAACACAGGGACGUUAAAACACUUUUGCUAAGGAAAUAAAACCCACUGCAACAUAUAGAAAGGGACAGUGACUGCUUUUAUACUUCCUUGUUGUGGAUUUUUGGGUCUUGAUGGGAACUUGAGAAUCUCCAUCUAAUGAAAAUAUGCAAGAAAAGAAUAAAGCAAUUGUCUCACCAAAUCAGAUGGACAACAGGCACAAAGAGAAAAAUGGGUCGGUAAAAAGGCAAGUACCACUCCUCUUGUUAUUGUCCUUGUUGUGCCAGGCUGCCUCAGAGCACGUUCAGUAUUCUAUCGCUGAGGAAAUGGAAAAAGGCUCCAUUGUAGGAAAUCUUGCCAAAGAUUUGGAGCUGAAUGCUGGAGAAAUAGCAAAUCGCAAUCUGCAUAUCCUUUCCCUAGGUAAAAAGCAAUAUUUCUCUCUCAGUGCAGAAAAUGGGAAUCUAUAUGUAAAUGACAGGAUAGACAGAGAAGGAAUAUGUGGGAGCAAUGCAUAUUGCCUCAUUAGUUUUGAAGUGAUGGUUGAAAAUCCUAUGAAUAUUUUUCAUGUUACUGUACAGAUCCAGGAUAUCAAUGAUAACGCACCACAUUUUGUGAAUGAGAAUAUCAAACUAGAGACAAGUGAACUCACUUUGCCAGGAGCCCGAUUUGUGCUUGGGUUUGCUGAAGAUCCAGAUGUUGGAAUAAAUUCUCUCCAGAAUUACCACCUUAUGCCCAAUCAGUAUUUCAUAGUAGAAGCUAGAGAGAGAGAAGAUGGGAAGAAAUAUGCAGAAUUAGUACUGAACAAACAGUUGGAUCGAGAAAGUGAAAGCAGUUUCCAUUUAAUUCUUAUGGCUCUGGAUGGAGGGAAACCUGCCAAAACUGGUACAGCCAAAAUAUGGAUCAGUGUCAUUGAUGUAAAUGAUAAUUCACCAAUCUUCACACAAGAAGUGUACAAGGUCUGUCUUAAAGAGAAUACCCCAAAAGGAUCUUCAGUAAUACAAGUGAAAGCCACAGAUAGAGAUGAAGGCUCAAAUGGUCAUAUCACGUAUAGUUUUAGCAACAUCCCUGAAAACACUCACAAAAAAUUCUUCCUAAAUCCCCAGAAUGGGACAAUUACAGUUAAGGAGUUGUUGGACUACGAAGAAGCAGAGAAAUAUGCAAUGACAGUAGAAGCAAGAGACGGAGGUGGAUUAGUGACUCAUUGCAGUGUUGAAAUAAAGUUAUUAGAUGAGAAUGACAAUGCCCCAGAAGUGAUCCUGGCUUCCUUAUCCAGCCCAAUUCCUGAAGAUUCUGCAAUAGGAACCCUGGUAGCCCUUAUCAAUGUAAACGAUAAAGAUUCUGGAGACAAUGGGAACAUUACUUGUCAUUUACAAAGACAUUGGCAAUUUAGAAUAAUUGCUACAUCCAAUAACUUCUAUAAGUUGGUUACAGAUGCCCCCUUGGACAGAGAAAGCACUCCAGAAUACAAUAUCACAAUUAUAGCCACAGACAAAGGUGCACCACCUCUUUCCACCCACAGAACCAUCUCCCUGCAGAUUUCAGAUAUCAAUGAUAACCCCCCAGCUUUUGAAAAAUCUUCCUAUGUCACCUAUUUGUCAGAGAACAAUCCAGCUGGAACUUCCAUUUUCCGUGUAAAGGCUACAGAUGCAGAUCUAGAGUACAACUCGCAAAUCACUUAUUCUCUGCUCAAUAGUAAUAUGGAGAACCUGCCUCUGUCCUCUUAUAUCUCCAUUAACUCAGAAAAUGGCAUGAUCUAUGCCCAACGCUCCUUUGACUAUGAGCAAAUCAGGGAGUUUCAGUUCCAAGUGAAAGCACAAGAUGGUGGCUCCCCACCACUCAGCAGAAACACCACAGUGAAAGUGUUCAUUGUGGAUCAGAAUGAUAACAAUCCUCAAAUCCUCUACCCUUCACAGGAAGUCAAGGGUUCAUCCUUGUUUGAGAUGGUGCCUCGCUCAGCAGAAGAAGAUUAUCUGGUGACCAAGGUAGUGGCAGUAGAUGCUGAUUCUGGACAUAACGCCUGGCUCUCUUACCACCUGCUUCAGGCUACAGAGCCAGCAUUGUUCAGAAUUGGGUCCCACACUGGGGAGAUCAAGACCUCACGGGCUUUUCUGGAAAGAGAUGCUGUGAAGCAGAAGCUCAUCAUCUUAGUCAAGGAUAAUGGGCAGCCACCACUAUCUGCUACUGUGAGUCUCAACCUGGUGUUUGCUGAGAACUUCCAGGAGGCACUCCCAGAAGUGAGCAGUGAAAGUAUUGAUUCACAUAAUCAAUCUGACCUACAGUUUUAUUUAGUACUGACUUUAGCUGUGAUUUCAUUCUUAUUUCUCCUUACGGUGAUUCUGGCAGUUGUUACGAAGCUUCGCACAUCAAGCAGUCCUCAGUUCCUUCAGUGCUUUGGUCCUACUCCUUUUUCAAAGGCUGGUACCGUAUUCCCACCGAAUUUUGAAGAAGGGACUUUGCCCUACACCUACCAGCUCUGUCUGUCCUCAGAGACCAGGAAAAAUGAGUUUGCAUUCCUGACACCUAACGUUCAGAUUGCAGACAAUGUUAUCUGUGAUGACAAAACUGCUCCACCUUUUACAGGCAGCAGAGAAAACCAUUUUAAUUCUGAGAUGGAUAAUGCAAACAUGGUGAGUUUUCAUUCUAGAUAUUAUUCACAUUAUCUCCUGCACUACUUUUAAACUGUGUCUCUAUAUGAAGAACUAUACUGUAGAUAGUGGAUGUAUCUUCCAAUAGAUUCAUAAUGAUGUACAGUCUGAGGAAAAGAAAUAUACCGUAUUUUUUGCUCUAUAAGACUCCCUUUUUCCCUCCUAAAUAGUAAGGGGAAAUGUGUGUGCGUCUUAUGGAGCAAAUGCAGGCUGCACAGCUAUCCCAGAAGCCAGAACAGCAAGAGGGAUUACUGCUUUCACUGCGCAGCAAUCCCUCUUGCUGUUCUGGCUUCUGAGAUUCAGAAUAUUUUUUUUCUUGUUUUCCUCCUCCAAAAACUAGGUGCGUCUUGUGGUCUGGUGCGUCUUAUAGAGGGGAAAAUACGGUAAUUUCUUUUAUAACAGAUGCUAAAUAGUCCUUGUUUUUCUAGUUGCUUCAACAUUAAUGAAGCAAUCAUUUUAUCUAUAUUAAUUCUGACUAAUCCUACUGUCGUUAUAGACGUGCUCUGUAGUUACUUAUUUACAGAUCUACAUAUUGCCAUCUAUAUGGAUGCUUAAUAAGGCGGUUAAAUGUGCAUAUAUGUCACAGUCUGGAAGUGACGGGAGUGGAGAAGGAGGAAGGAAGAGGAAGUGAUAAAUAAUUUUGGAUCCCACCCACUUAGUUCACAUCUUAUGAUAUCAUUUCAUAGCACCCCUGUGUGCAAUGAAAAUUGGGGUGCUUUAUAAUGUCUGCCAUUUGAUACGGCAAUAUUCUUUCACCUUUAAUUGCAGUGAAUACUAGAGGAAUUAUUUAUACACCUAAUAGAUAAUUAGCAAUGUCUUCAGUUUUCAUUUGUUCUAAUAGCUUGUACCUGCCCAAAUUCCCAAUCCUCAACUUAGAAUUGAAACAAUCAGCACCCUUCUGUGAUGUUGGGCUGUGCCAUUUAAGAUUUUGGAUAGAGGAAUCUAAUAUUUGAAGAUUCCACACAUUAACCAAAUAACUUCCUACCCAAACAAAAUGAUCAGGUGAGGAAAGAGGCAAAAACUAACUUAGCACUGACAAGCUAGGAUGGGCAUUCAGGUUCAGAUCCAGUUAUCUGUGUGUGGAUACUUUGUUGCUGGAUGAAGGUGGAUGCAUAUUCCAAACAUUCUGCAAUGACCGCUCCCCGCUUAAAACGGGGGGCGCCCUUUGCGUGGACGUGCGCAGCCCCUAGAUCUGGAGCGGCUCCAACAGCAUAGGCUUGGUUUGCCUUCCCUCAGGUGGGAUACCUGGAGGUCUCCGCCUACCUCAGUCAGUUGUCCAAUCCCACCUGGGGGAAGCGUUGCCAAGGAGACCAGGCCAGGUAGGGGAGGGAUUACCUGCCCACUUAUUUCAGAGAUAGGGUGGUGGUAAUUUUCUCCAUAUUUUUGAAUUAGUUUGGUCACUCAUUUCGAAUCAUUUGCUAUAAUUCUACACUUUUAUGAUUUUUUUUUUUAAAAAAGGAAAAAAGAAUCAGUUUUCAAACCAGUUUAGAAAGAAAGAGAUGAUAAAGAUUUCAGAGAAGCAGAGAAUACUUGAUGCAGUUUUAGGUGACAAAAUCAGAAUUGGAUAAUUCAUGUCAUGCUUAGCAUCACAACACAGUAUAAGAUAAAAUGUUUUUCCCCCCUAAACACUUGACAGAAUCACAUUCCUACAGACAUGCUUGAUGUCAGAUGAAGCUUCUAGAAAUGUAGUGCUUAUAGAAAGAAAGUUCUUGUGGUGUAGCUGUUGGACUGUUGGACUAGGGGCCCCUUGAGACAACCUGUUUAUUGAGAAGUCAUCCUGAUUUGCUUGCACAAAGCUUACUGGGGAGGUUAGACUAUACAGUAUCUUUAUUGCACACUUGUUCUGAUUUGUUUGCAGGGAGGUUCUGUGACAAUGAGCAUGGAUCCUGAUUUGUUUCUGCAGCAUUUAUACAUCUUCCCGUGAAUCAUUCAUUCACCUCACUCUUUCCAGUGCAUUUCCCUAGCACUUGCCUAACCACAAAAAGUCCCAUUUUUUUACAAACAGAUUUGUUGUGCAAUGGCAGCAGAGCACUUCAGUACAGUUUAAUUGUGUGCUUGAAUCCCUCCCACAAAGUUCUGAAAGUUUGGAGAUGAAAGGAUUGGGGAGAGACAGGUUAAAAUCCUCACUCAGCCAUGAAGCGCACUGGGUGAACUUGAGCCUGUCACUAACCUAUCAACCUAACCAACAUCAUUUGUAUUGUGAAGAGAAUAGAGGGCUGGGGGCCAUGUAAGCUCAUUGGAGGAAAGGCAAAAUAUAACUAUAAUAAAAAAAUUAUUAGGAGUCCUUUAAAAUCCAUUUUUGUAUUUAUUUGUAGUUCUCUGCCCUGUUUGAGACUGCAUGUAAACAUUUCAAUCAGAAAAACAGUAUUGUUUAAAAUAGGAUUCAGCAAUUCUCAGGAUUUAAGAUUCUUUCUCUCUCUCUCUCUGUGUGUGUGUGUGUGUAUGUGUCUACACAUACACACAGGCCUAUGCUUGAACGCAAUGGAUCUUCUGAGAGAUAAACUACUUGUUACAUAGGAGCUCUGCAUUUGGCGAUCCUAAUAUAAUUUUCUUCUUUGUAGAAGCAGUCAUGAAGGUUUUCUAAUUUUGAUCAGGGCCACAACAUGAGAAUGGGCGGGUCUAAUGUUUUUCUCUGUGCCAGAACCUCAGUGCAGAUCACCCAAAGCAACAUGUUGGGGGGAAAUGAGAGCCUGAUUAGGGUACCCCCUGCAUCACGGCACUGAUCCAAGUCACAGGGUCCACACAAGAUAUUUUAAUGUACCAUGUAUUCGGCCUUGAGCAAAUGUGCAUAUGAAUGUGUAUGUUAUGGGCACAACCCUUCCUGUUACCUUAUCCUUAUAUUUCUUGAGAUAAAGUUGCUCUGAGAAAAUUUGGGGGCAUGGGUGGGAUAAACAUUUUAAAAAUAAAUAUUUUGGAAACAUAUUUUAUCAUUAUUUUAUUCCUAUAAUUUAAGAGUUAUUUAUUUUUAUAAGAGAGUUGGUUUAAAUUCUAGAUAGCACAGAAAAGAUUAUGAUCACAUGUGUGCAUGCAUACAUACACGUGAGUUUCUAGCUGGAUUCCACGUUAUUUAAAAUCUGAACAGAAAAAAUGCUUAUUAAAGUACCAGAAAAUAUCAGGGAAACAUAUUUCAUGAUAUUUCAGACAAGAUCGUCACAGUGUCUACCAUAGUCCAACUUCCAAGAGACUGUGUGGAGAGUAACAGCCUACAAUAGCAGGAUAAUGAUUAUAAGCAGAGAACAAUCAGUUUCCAUGAUCAGAAAUGCGAUUCAAUCAUGAACCUGAAUUGCUACAAAAUGUCACACAAAUGGAGUGGGAGUUUUUUUCUGGUCAUGUACUGUACUUGCAGCUGAUGUAUCAGGAUGAGAAAUAUACCGUACUAAGGAAACUGGCAUUUCAGAAAGCACCAAGAAGAUGAAGUUAUUGUUUUAGGACUCUGGGUGUCGCUGUUUACCAACCAAGGCUGAACAAUUUAGUAAGAGAUUCAACUUUCCCAUCCAACCGCUUCAUUACAGAAAAUGCAGAAAGAGAGAUCACACGUACGGAAUCUGAACAACUGGAGGAUCUUAUAUUAAAUCAAAUCUGUAUUUUAAAUACAGGCAAUAGAGAUAUCUGUGUUGUCUGUGUGUAUAUAUUAAAAAUUUCAGUCACAUACAGACAAAUCUAAAAUAUAGCCACUCUAUCAAAGAAGUAGGAUCUUCACCUUGGCACAGAAGUACAACUGGCAAUGGAAACCUUUUCCCAGGAUUGCAGAAGGAGAGCUGUAUUUUGUUUCAUUCUGGUUCAUGUUUGGCAAGCUGUUACGGGGCAGAUUCAUUAUUCCAUCCCUGAAGAAGCAGAAAAAGGUUCUUUCGUGGGGCCCAUCGCCAAAGACCUGAAGCUGGAAUUAAAAGAGCUCUCACGCCGUGGAGUCCGCAUUGUUUCUCGAGGUAGGACACAGUAUUUUGCUUUGAAUUAUAAGAGUGGUCAUUUGUACGUCACAGAGAGAAUAGACAGAGAGGUGCUCUGUGGACAAGUGGAAAAGUGUGUCUUGAAUUUUGAUACCAUAGUGGGGGAUUCAAUGAAAGUAUAUGGUGCUGAAGUGGAAAUCACAGAUAUUAAUGACAACGCUCCCACCUUCCAUUCAGAGAAACUAGAGCUCAAAAUGAGUGAACUUACAGCACCCGGAACUCACUUUCCCCUUGAUGAAGCUCGGGAUCUAGAUUUGGGCACCAAUACCCUUCAAGGAUACAAACUCAGCAACAGUAGCCAUUUCUCCCUAAAUGUGCAAGAGGCAGUUGACGGUAGACAAUACACUGAAUUGGUACUGGAAAGGCCUUUGGACCGUGAAGAGGAAGCUAUUCAUAAUCUGGUCCUCACAGCAUAUGAUGGGGGAGAUCCAGUCAGGACAGGAACUGUACAGAUUCAAGUGACAGUUUUAGAUGCUAAUGACAAUGCACCAGUUUUUAGCCAUCAUAGCUAUGAAGUAAGCGUUAGGGAAGAUAUUCCUGUUGGUACCACAGUGGUUAUAUUAAAAGCCAUUGACCUGGAUGAAGGUGUCAACAAGGAACUGAAAUAUUCAUUCAGAAAGAUCACAGAAAGGGCUUCACAAAUAUUCCAUUUGAAUUCACAAACUGGGGAAAUUACGCUUGCAAGAGGCUUAGACUACGAGGAGUCUACACUUCAUGAAAUUGAGGUCCAGGUCCAUGAUGGUGGUGAACUCUUUGACAAAUCUCAACUUUUGAUAUUUGUUACUGAUGUAAAUGACAAUGCACCCAAACUGGAAAUAACUUCACUUAUCAGCUCCAUCCCUGAGAACUCUCCACCAGCGACUGCAAUAGCCCUUCUGAAUGUGCAAGAUGAGGAUUCGGCAGAGAAUGCAGAAAUCACGUGCUCUAUCCCCAGCAACCUCCCCUUUCUACUGACAAAAGCCUAUGGCAACUACUACAGUUUGGUGACAGCAAGAGCCCUGGACAGAGAGCAGGUGGCAGCCUACAACAUCACUGUCACAGUCACGGAUCACGGGACCCCUCCACUUUCCACAUCGAUUGUUAUUCCACUUGAGGUUUUAGACACAAACGACAACCCUCCACACUUCCUGCAAUCUGUUUACACUUCUUAUUUAAUGGAGAACAACCCAAGAGGGGCCUCCAUAUUUUCCCUGAAGGCUGAUGAUCCAGACUGUGGAGAGAACUCCAGAGUCACUUAUUCCAUCAUUGAGCACAACAUCAGUGACUCCCCAGUAUCUUCCUUCCUCUCCAUUAACUCUGAGACUGGGAUUGUCUAUGGCCUGAUCUCUUUUGAUUAUGAGGAGAUGAGGGAGAUUAAGUUCCUGGUCAAGGCCCAGGAUGGAGGUUCUCCACCACUCAGCUCCAACGUCUCAGUGACUGUCUUCAUCCUGGACCAGAAUGACAAUGCUCCCCAAAUCCUGUACCCCUCCCCUCCCACUGAUGGUUCCACAGGGAUAGAGCUGGCCCCUCGCUCCUCUGAGCCAGGCUACCUGGUCACUAAGGUGGUGGCCGUGGAUGCGGACUCUGGCCAGAAUGCCUGGCUCUCCUACCAGCUGAUCAAGGCCACCGAGCCAGGGCUCUUCACUCUGGUGCUCCACACGGGAGAGAUCAGGAUGGCCCGCUUCUUUCUGGAGAAAGAUGCCCUCAAGCAAAGCCUGGUGGUUUUAGUCAAGGACAAUGGGCAGCCACCUCUCUCUGCUUCAGCCACUCUGACUGUGGUGCUGGCUGACACCAUCCCUGCAGUCCUCUCAGACCUGAGCAGCAUCUCAGCUCCUGUAGAUCCUCCGUCUGACCUCACCUUCUACCUGGUCCUUGCAGUGGCUUUUGUCUCCUGCUUGUUCUUCAUCUUCCUCCUUGUGUUACUGGCUGUCAGAUUGCACAGGUGGAGAAAUUCUCAACUGUUUGAGUCAGGGAGUGUGAAUUUCAGUGGCGCUCCCGUCUCACAGUUUGUGGGGAUCGAUGGAGUCCGAGCAUUUCUGCACUCCUACUGCCAGGAGGUUUCUCUCACCACAGACUCUAGGAAAAGUCAGUUUAAUAUUUCUAAGGCAAAUUAUUCCAAUACUCUGAGCAAUAAAGAUACAUGUGAAAUAAAGGAUCCCUUCCUCAUUGCUGAAGAUAUUAAUAGCAGUAAUGGAGAUUCAGCCAAUACACAGGUGAGCUAUCCCUUUCAGAUCUGGGGUCUGAGGUUUUAAAUAUAAUGCCUGCUAUUAAUUGUUAUGUGCUUUGAUGAAGAGGGGGUUGGAAGAACAUUCUUCCACUCAUAUUAUUUUAUCUUUACCAGAAUCUUAUAGUUUUUGGUAUUUGAAAAUACCUACGCCACACAUACAACAAGCACACCACUUUUUCCCAUAAAAACUAGACUUCUCUUGGUCAAAAGAAAUAUUUGUCAGGGUCCCCCAGGAAAGAAAGAAUCAGAGUGAAUGUUUGCUUACUCUCUUUGACAAGAAAAACUAUUUCAUAGUUGUUAUAUAAGUAAAUUUGAGAUCAAAACAGUAUUAUGUAUUUAUUUGCCUUGUUCGAAGUAUAAUGUAUGCCUAGUUCUUAGAUGACACACACUUCUAAUGGAGGACGAUACCCAGGUUUUAUCACUCACCACUCUUGUGGAUGGGGAAAUUCAUUUCUAACCCCACAUAUGGUGACAGACCCAUAAUAUGAUCAAAACUCAUCAGCUGUAUUUUCCCAAUGGAAGUCUGAGACAGUUCAGGAGUUUGAGAUGAUUGGGAAGCUUUAGAACAUGCUAAAUUAAAACAUUACAGUCAUUAUACAACAACUGCAUUAAUCAAAUCUUAUUGAGAAGUAUGCAAACCUUUGGAGUUAAUUAUGUGCUUUCACACCUUGAGUAUAAAAUCCAGGGCUAGUUCAUGUGAACAACUACAUCACUUGUUAACUGUGUGAACACAGUUUGAUCACUUGGCAGCUGAACUGAUAUGUUGGAUUUGUUUCAGAACAUUCAGUCAUUUUAUUUGUGGUGUGACAUCUGUGUUCACACUAGAUGCUGCAGUCAUCAAAUGAUAAAUAUUCACAUGUGGAACGGGACCUACUGUCAUCUGUUUGUAAACCAAUUUCAUUGCAGUCUUUGAUUCUCCAUAAUAUUAAAUAUUUAGUUAUAGGAAUUUGGCUUUAUGUGACAGAGUAUAUUAUCUUUAACCAGCAGUCUAUGCAUAGUGAUUUCAGCUUAUGUUUUUACCAGUUUAGGAGAAAGCAAAGAAUGAGAAAUAUCUAGAAAAAGUAUCUCAAGUAUGAACAAAAUAUGUUUCACAUAAGUAGACGUAUUAAUAAUAAGUGUAUUGUGGCAAUGCUUAAGUAUGGCAGCUUUGAGAGGUUUUAUAUUUGAAGCCUGUGGUGCAAAGGACAGAAUGUUGAACCAUGAAAUCUUGAGUUCAAAUAAUUACUCAUCCAAAAAGAAGCUCACUGGGCAGCGUUGGUCACAUCUCUCUCAGCCUGGCCUUUCUCCAGGGUUGUUGAGAAGAUAAAAUGGAAUGAUCCCACACUCGCAUACCUCUAAGCUGCCCUGAACUUCUUGGAGGAAAAGUGGGAUAAACAGGUGACCAAUAAUAAUCUCUACUCCCCCACAUUUGGAAUUCUAUAGCUGAGUGGUGGAAUUCUAUAGUUUGUUGUACUCAUAAGAUCCCAGAUUCAAUUCUUACCCUCUCCAGUUAAAGGAUCUCCAGGAACAUAGCUGGGAACGAACUCUCCGUGAGACCGAGAAGAGCCACUUGUUGGAAAUGUGGUCUUCUCUGGUGUCUCAUCUUAGAACUGUACAGCAGCAUAGUUUUUAG
Podarcis lilfordi (Lilford's wall lizard) is the source of this 17172-nucleotide messenger RNA. The record is from the annotation of a GenBank genome assembly. NCBI's taxonomy places the organism in Eukaryota, Metazoa, Chordata, Lepidosauria, Squamata, Lacertidae.